Didymodactylos carnosus is the source of this 360-nucleotide messenger RNA. NCBI's taxonomy places the organism in Eukaryota, Metazoa, Rotifera, Eurotatoria, Philodinida, Philodinidae. The record is from the annotation of a GenBank genome assembly.
AUGAGUUUCGCACAGUCUCAACCGUCAUCUGUUUCACCGUAUUCGAACGUUGUUCCUUAUAAUUACAAUAAUAAUCCAUCAUAUCACGGUCCAUCGUCAUUUGAUUUAGCUAAAAAUGACAGUUUUUUUGGUUAUCAAAACCCAGGGGCGGCUCUUCAUGCGAUAACACCAGCUACUAACGGAAGACCUAUUCAAACCAUUACGGCAGUGGGUGGUACAAUUCCUGAUAUAACUCAGUUCGGUGGCUCAUUCUUUGAUUUAAGAUCACCAGAAGAAAUAUUCGCCGAUAUGGAUCAAAAAUUGGGGAGACAACGAGAUGCUGCGUUAGCUUCGCCAGCAGCAAUGAAAAUGCUUCGCUAG